AACUGAUACAAGGAAAGAUAGAGGCUGAGAGAAGUUCAGUUACUGGGGAAUCCCACUCACUCAUAGGAUAGAUUCCACAGCUAUAGACUUCAUAGCUUCUGCAGAAAUAAAAUGGAGCUGUACCAAAUGGACAAUUUAACCAUCAGAUUUAUUUUUCUCACUUGACAUUUUUGCAUUUAAUUAUUUUGUUUGUAUUUAUUAAACUGGGUUCGAAAUCCCAUCCUCUGGCGGAUUCUUGGAGCUUCUUGUUUUCUGUUUGCAAUUCCCAAACUUCAUUUGAUAAAUCUGGAAGAUUAGAGAAUGCAAGCUGGUCCGGAGCCAGGGCUCGAGAGAGGGGAGAGCUGAGCGGCGGAACAGGCGAACAAGGACUGGGAGCUGGGAGCGAGCUGAGAUGCAGCCUGGAGCUGUCAAUCUGCUCCUGCUCCUGCUCCUGGGAUGUCUCGGCUGCAGGUCAGGAGGAGCAGACAGGCGGAAGGCACAAACAUUACGAUGCGAGGGACAGUCCUGCAACCCUUCAGUGGGGAACCUGGUCAUCGGGAGGUCAGUGCAGACUUUAACAACAUGCGGUGUCAAUGGAGUGGAGUUAUACUGCUCCUUCCUCAACAGGGAGGCUCCCAGAGACCUGGCCUCCAUCUGCACGCACACAACCUGCUCCAAGUGCAAUGCCAAGCAGCCAGGAUAUUCCCACCAGGCUUCCGACAUGACAGACAGCUCCUUCCAUCACCGGAAUAGCUGGUGGCAGUCUGCCCAAGGAGUGCCCAGGGAAGAGAUCCGCCUGGAUUUGGAAACUGAAUUCUACUUGACGCACGUCGUCCUGGUGUUUAAGUCGCCCAGGCCGGCAGUCAUGGUACUGGAGCGCUCGCAGGACUUUGGCAGAAGUUGGAGACCCUACAAGUAUUUUUCCAGGAAUUGUACAGAGACGUUCGGGAUGGUGGAUGACUCCGAGCUGGAGAACUCACUCUGCACUUCCAGAUAUUCCAACCCACUGCCCUGCACCAAUGGCGAGGUAAUAUUCCGUGCCUUAUCCCCCGCCAACAGGAUUGAAAAUCCUUAUGGUCCGGAUGCUCAGGACCUCAUGAAACUGACUAAUCUCCGUCUCCACUUGCUGAGACAGCAGGAGUGCCCUUGUCAGCCUGGGACACUGAUGGAGAAGCCUCAGAGAUUUGCCCAUUACGCAGUCUAUGACUUGAUUGUCCAGGGAAGUUGCUUCUGUAACGGGCACGCUGAGGAGUGUCAGCCAUCAGGUGAGGCCAAGCGAAGGAGCAGGAACACACAUGCCAUGGUACAUGCCAAGUGUGUCUGCAGGCAUAACACCGCUGGGGACCACUGUGAGAGGUGCGCUCCCCUCUACAAUGACCAGCCAUGGCAACCGGGGGAUGGAAAAACCGGAGCACCGAAUCAAUGUGCAAAAUGCCAAUGCCACGGCCACGCCAUGAGCUGCCGCUUUGACCACCGAACCUGGUUCGCAUCGGGCAAACGGAGCGGAGGAAUCUGUCUCUCCUGCCAGCACCACACAGAAGGUCGGCACUGCCAACGCUGUGCACCUGGUUAUUACAGAGACCACGAGAAACCGCUCUCAGCACCUGAUGCCUGCAAACCGUGCUCCUGCCACCCAGUCGGAUUGAGCAACUCACCAUUUCACAGAAGCAGGAAAUGUGAUGGAAAGAGUGGGUACUGUUACUGUCGGCCCGGAGUCGGGGGCCCACAGUGUACCCACUGCCUGGUGGGCUACUGGGGUUUCGGAGAGUCAGGAUGCCAACCCUGUGAGUGUGCAGGAGCAUGCGAUCCCCAAACUGGCCGGUGCCUGGACAGCUUUGAAAAUGAACAAAUUCACAAUAUUCCCAUCGGUGGGAGAAUUCCGGACCUGAAUCAUUUCCCGAGCAGUGAGAACACAGGGGCCUGGAGCUGGGAAGAUGAACAGGGAUUCUCAGCUCUUCGACAUUCUGAGAAGUGCGUCUGCAAGGAGAUGUUACUGGGAAAUGCUGUGUAUUUUUGUCGGAUGAAUUACGCCUACGUCAUCAAGGCGAAGGUCCUUUCUGCUCAUGACAAGGGAACUCAUGCUGAGGUCAACGUCAAGGUAAAGAAGGUGAUGAAAACUGGGAAAGUGAAAAUCACCCGCGGUAACUGGAGUAUUUAUCCGGUGUCCUGGACAAAGCGGGGAUGUACAUGCCCUUUACUGAACCCUGGCACGGACUAUCUGAUCGCAGGCCACGAGGCAAGUCACGUGGGCAGGCUCCUGGUCAACAUGAAUAGCCUCGUCACGCCCUGGAGAGCAGGCAUGGCCAAACGGGUGACACACAACCUGCACAGGAGCUGCAAGUGACUGCCACUGCACCCACACCAGCAUCAAGCUCAGCUGCGUGUAGAGCCCGCCUUUCACCGCGUUGUGUGUGCAAUUGCAGCCCCCUCCCCAACCAAAUCCACACUCCCUUCCCAUUUGGCCAAAGUCCAGGGGGCCUCUGGAAAAUUACAAAAUGACACCACUCCAGCUACUUUCUCUAAACCAUGGAUGAACCAUGCACUCGGCAAUGACUGAACGCUUCAAUCCCCUCUUCCUUUGGCCUGUUUGUUACCAUGAGUCCUGACCAUCAAACAAUAUGAUAACAACACUUCUGACCCUCCGCCUUCUGUGCUCAGCCUGCACUCUAGGUGGCACUGCAUUUGGAGUUCAUAUCUACAAUGGUUUCUCAAACUUUCUGCUACUCUGAAUCCAACCAUUCAGGUGGUUAAUUUUCAAAAUGUUGCUAUAGUUUGUAUUUUCAGUAC
Hemiscyllium ocellatum (epaulette shark) is the source of this 2766-nucleotide messenger RNA. Its product is annotated as netrin-4. Gene Ontology annotation, biological process: basement membrane assembly; cell migration; substrate adhesion-dependent cell spreading. The transcript is spliced from 10 exons. Gene Ontology annotation, molecular function: protein binding. Bases 392 to 2323 code for a protein of 643 amino acids. NCBI's taxonomy places the organism in Eukaryota, Metazoa, Chordata, Chondrichthyes, Orectolobiformes, Hemiscylliidae. The record is from RefSeq and is a predicted model, not a curated record. Gene Ontology annotation, cellular component: laminin trimer.